UGUGUUACGCCACGUACCGUUGCCCUCACAUAUGAUGACAAUCCGACUGAAGAGAUAUAUGACUUGUUGGCGCUUUUAAAACGUUACAACGCAACUGCGACAUUCUUCCACAAUGGUCCUAACCAUAUUAAUAAAUGGAAGCUUGACACAUAUAUCUCUGAUAUUUACGCAGCUGGUCAUCAGAUGGGGCUACACACGUGGGACCAUGUAAACAUGGACCAGGUAGGGCCGAAAGAAACGUUAGAUAAUCUUGAAAUGUUGAAUGCAUGGCUGCAGGAGAAAAUCAAUGUACGAUCAAGCUUCGUCCGACCGCCGUUUGGCGAAUGUGAAGUGGAAUGUAGGAAAUCCCUGGUACGCAACGGUUACACUCUUGUCAUGUGGACUUUAGACCCAUUGGACUGGGUCUUCGCAGCAGAUGACAAAGUUCAUUCCAGUACUGAUAUCAUCAACGCUUGGAAAGAUAGCCAAGUUGGGAUGCACAAUGAUAGUUACCAGGGGCCGAUAGUCUUGAUGCAUGGCCGGCUUCACAACAGCAUCGCGGUCCUGACACCCACUUUGUUGGAAUUCUUUACGUCUGAGAAUUUCCGGUUCGUAUCUGUUGCCGAAUGUUUGGGGUUCUCUAGGGAGCAAUGG
Messenger RNA from Fusarium vanettenii 77-13-4, 633 nucleotides. RefSeq lists its product as uncharacterized. Gene Ontology annotation, molecular function: hydrolase activity, acting on carbon-nitrogen (but not peptide) bonds. NCBI's taxonomy places the organism in Eukaryota, Fungi, Ascomycota, Sordariomycetes, Hypocreales, Nectriaceae. Gene Ontology annotation, cellular component: membrane. The annotation marks the transcript as partial. Gene Ontology annotation, biological process: carbohydrate metabolic process. The transcript has 3 exons. The record is from RefSeq and is a predicted model, not a curated record.